UGCAACUCGCAACAAAAAAAUAAAGGCUUUUCUUUUGCUUUAAAAUAGAAAAUUCGCCUGUAAAAGCGCAGUUCCGCGGCCAGAAAUAUGAACUGUCGACGCCCCGAAGUGCCGUGCAACCAGAGUGCUUGAACUUGGGCCAAAUGCCUCGCGAUUUCAGUGCCUAUUGUGCGGUUUAGCCAGUGUAGUAUACAGCCCACGAACAUUUUCACCCGUUCUCGGGACGCAUGAAAAAUGGCGGCGUCCUCAGCUGCUGCUGCUGCGGCUGCGGCUGCGGCGACCACCAAUCCACAACCGACUCCCGUUCCGGCGGAGGCGAUAUCGGAGGAGUGCAAGGACGACGACGUGCUCACCUCCACGCUGCACACGUGCGCCAACGAUCCCGACUUCGCCGUGAUCUGCGCCUUCCUGCAGAAGUUCGCCAAGGACUUGGGCCUCAACUUGCCGAACUUCAAGCAUUUGCAGGAGUGGCUGACAAACAACAACGAAGUUCCCGAACUGAGGGACCUGCACAUAAAGCUGCUGCGGAAAACCCGCAAGACGGUCCACGAGAAGAGCUGGGAGUCGGCCCUCAGCAAGUUCUGCUUCGGUUACUCGGUGCAAGAUGCCUGGGAAAUCGAGCGAUUCGGCUAUAAGAACUCCAGCUUAAAAGUCAAGCUACGAAUAUUUCGGGAACUCCUCGAAAGCCAGUUCGAGCGCAAUGUAAAAUUUCGGAGCCACGUCCUUACUUUGAAUGCGAACACCUUGCGCUCGGAGCCGAUUGGGCGGGAUCGGUUGGGCCACGCCUACUGGCUGACCCAGGACGCAGACUGCAACCUGCGAGUCUAUCAGGAGCAUCUGGACGAGGAGAUCUGGCAGGUGGUGGCAACGAACCGGGAGGAGUUUGUCAAUCUCAUUGCCCGGCUGCGGGGCAACGAGGUGGUGCUGCCCUCGAAAGACAUUGGCGAGGCCGACGAGGACACCAGCAGCAGCAACAGUUGUCCCGCCAAGCCACCGCCUCCAGAGGAAAGAGAAGAAGAGGAUGAGGAGGAAGAGGAAGAGGGAGACAAGGAGGAGCCUGUGAAAACGGUGCCCAAUCUGAAGAUUAAACUCCGCUCUCCCGAGCAAGAGGAGCCAAAGUCCAAAAGGGUUAAGCCACUGGUCAUCAGCCAGACCAAGCUUGGUGACAAUGCUUCACCGGCCCCAGCCAAGAAGCGUUCCAUCGAAGACGUGGACAGUAGCCCCACAGCUUCCCAGGAGGAGCAGCAGAAGAAGCACAGGCCCACACUACUGGACACCAAGCGCAUUAAAAAGCCGAGUCGCUACGAGAGCACCAAGGACGAAAACGAAGGAGAGUCCGGAGAAGAGGAUGAUGGGGAGGAGGAGGAUGAAGAGGAGGACGAUUCUGAGCUGGACGAGGGCGAGGAGGAGGAGGACAUCGACAGUGCGGCGGCGGAUAUCGAAGAAGAUGACGACGAGGAUGAAGUGGGUGAGCCCAUAGAGGAUCCAACGAUAGAGGUGCGAGGCGAAGGAUCUGGACGCGACAAUGAGGCCAUACCUCAAAAUUUUUUGAGCGACUAUGUGGGCAGCUUCGACUACGAGGACGACCUGGAGCUCAGUGAAGCCAUUGCCGAUCCGGUGCUCAGUAUUAUGGGCGAAGGUUGGGGAGCCGACUGUCUUGUGGGGAAUGGCAAAAACGAAGCUGCCGCGGAGGAGACGACUGCAGAGUCAUCGGAGCCAAAGGCCACUUUCUUCUUUGGCGAGCCUGGAUGCCUCAAGCUGAGUCCCAUGAAACAAACACCCAAGUCGGACACGAAGCGCAGCAUAUUCGACAGAUUGAGCGAGGAGAAAACGAACGGAGACACCGAAAAGUGUAGGGAGAGCACCCCGCCACGAAAUGGCAGCGAACUCAAGGAUACUCCAGCAGCUGCUGAUGAAGCUGCAGUAUCUGCAUCUGCAACCGAAGAGACUAACAUAAGCCAAGAAGCUGACAAAAAUACAAUCUCACAAGAACAAAGCAAAGACGAAGAAUUCGAGCCAGUGGCUGAACGGGAAGUGCAGGAAUUUAAAAUUAACGUGAUCGAAACGAAUGAAAAAAUCUCCAAAGGACAGGAAAAAACAAAAGCAGUAGAAGAUGAAGAGAAAAAGGUAGUCCACCACUUAGAUGAAGGUGAACCAUCCUUAUUUAAGAACAAGGACCUGUGUGAAGUUGUAGAAAAGGAUGAAAAUGACAAGGAACGUUUGAAAGAAACGAUCACCAAGGAAAAUGGUCCUGCUAAAUUAGAAAAUGAGGUGUCACAUAAGGAUACAAAUUUAAUACCUGAUGAGAAGAAUAAGACAGUUAGUGCAUGCAAUGACAAAGUUUCGAGAGAAGCUACACCUGAAGAUACACCUACACCUAAUCAAAAUGAAACGAGAACAAAAACUGAACCGGAAGCGGAACCAAGCACUAAGGAAUCAACGUCAGGCCCAUCCACAAGCGAGGUGGAAAUUCAAUCUGCUCAAGGCACUGAUAGUUCAAACUCUUCAAUCGAUGAAAAAGGUCUUUUAAACGAAGAGGGUAAAAAAGGCUUAGACAAAGUGCCAGAAACGCCUCCGUCUGACAACAAACCCUCCGGUUUGUCUAAAGAUCGGCUAGAACCUAAUAGAGAAGCAAUCACAGUCUGUAAAGAGACCAUUAACGUUAAUAACUCCUCUCCCGCAGAAGAUAUGUUGAGGGAAAAAGUACAAACCGAAGUGCAAAGUACUUCUAAAAACACAAAAUCCGAAGAAAUCGAAAAGCCGAGUGAAGAUGAUGUGAAGAACAAGCCAGUUGCAGAAUCACACCUAGCCAGGGAGAAAGUUUCAGUACCUAAACCUUUUGCAUUAUUGAAUCGGAAGAGACGUCUCAAUGACACUCAGCCCGCCCUCAGGAACUCCACAUCCGAAAGCGAAGUGCAGGAGGAGGAGCCGCAGGAUGAUGAUCCUACCGCAGAUGAUCUAGAUGUGGGUGGCAAGCGCAUUAAAAUGCGACCGAAGACCACCAACGUGGAGGCGAGACGUAAGGUAGAAGCCCAAAAGACGCAGAUUGAGGAAACGACAUCAUCCAGCGGAGAGGAGGAUGCGCGUAGCCGGCGCAAGAUUAUAGUUCCUCAGACCAAGCAAAAACCCACUCUGGAGGAAAUUAUCGAAAAGAAGCUGAAGAAAACGGCAGAGAGGGACAUUUCCGAGAGGGACGAAAAGGAGAAAACGCCUGAGCAGAUCCCCGAGAAGACUCUUCAACCGCCACAACCAGUAAGGGAAGCUACUCCCCCUACCAGUUCCUUCAGUCCGCCCAAGAAGUCUCCGGUUACCAAGCCACUAAAGAAAAAUCUCCUAACUCAACUGCGGCAGGAGGAGAGCGAGGAGGAGGCCAUCCCCAGAAAACGGACGAACAGUGAGACCAUCGUGCCUGCCAUUCCCGCUGUUCCCAAUGCUACGCUCGGUCACCCGGAGGAACGCCAGCGCAAACGUCGCAGCAGCGAAGAUGCCAAGGAGUCUUUCUCCAAGGAAUCCUCUCCUAGCGAACCACCUCCCUCCGCCGUCAGCGAGAAGCUAAAGCGCAACAACGAGCAGGACAUCGAGGAGGAGUUUGAGGAUCCACUUGCGUCGCCAAUCAAAGACUCUCCGCCUCCUGUUAAAGAGCAAUCUCCCCAACCCGAGGGAUCUUCUCGUCGUUCUGGCCGCCGAGGUGGUGCUGCUGUCGUUCACUCCGAACUACCUCAGCCGAAAAGGACGCGAGGUGGCGUCAGGGAUAAAACCCAGUCAGAGGUCAAAGCGGAGGUGAAGCAGGAGUCCGAAGAUGGGGAUGAAGAAACUACUGAUGUGCCAGCCAAACGAAAAUCGCAGAUCAAGGAGGAUCCAGUCAAGGAAAAGACUCCAGAGAAGGAAGACGUCAAGGAGGAACCCAAAGAGGAGCCCAAAGAGAAGCCAAAGGUGGGCCGUGGACGUGGUCCGCGAAAGAAGCGUGAGGUGGACACCACAAAUAUCAUCGAGGCCAACGACUCGGAGACUCCAGUCCGUCAAUCUCGGCGUAUUGCCCAGCAGAAAAUCAAAGAGGAGGCAGAGCGGCGGAAGCAAGAGGAGGUGGCCCUACGCAGCAUGAAGCAGGAGCUUAAGAAAAAGAAGAAGGCCGAGAAGGAGGCAGAUCCCACAGUGCUGGAGCCCUCGGGCGAGGAAACCGAAUCGGAGGCCAGCGAGGCGGAAGAGGAGGCCCGCAGUAAAAAGAAGAAAAAGUGUCCCGGCAAAGAUGGCGCCUGGUCCUCCGAUUCGGAGGAGCAGCCGGAGAGUGAGGAGGAAGAGGAGGAGCCUCCGCACUAUGAAACGGAUCCCGGCUCGCCGCUCUUUCGCUCCGACCACGAAUUCUCGCCAGAGUCUGAGCUUGAAGACGAAUCCCAGGCGGUGCCCAUGAAGCGGGCGCGUACAGUAAGGAAGGAGAACGCUGAUGAACAGGAGGAGGAGGAUGCAGAGGAAGCUUGCCAAAAGUGCGGAAAGUCCGACCAUCCCGAGUGGAUUCUACUCUGCGACACACCCGCCUGCAACAAAGGCUACCACUGCUCAUGCCUCUCGCCAGUGCUCUUCUACAUUCCAGAGGGCGACUGGCACUGUCCUCCAUGCCAGCAAGAGCAGCUCAUAACCGCCCUGGAGCGCCAGCUGCUGCAGUUCGACACACUGGUGGCCCAGAAGCAACAGGAAAGGAUCUUGGCCGAAGAGCAGGCUGAGCUAGCUCGGCAGGCGGCCACGCUGGCAGCGAAGGACGAGCACUUGAAGAGGGAGAAGGAUGAGGACGAUGACGAAGAUGAUAAGGAUGAUGAGGUUAUCAGCAAGGCGGACAAGGUGAAGAGGCGUCGCGGCGAUGGACGCAGUAAUAGGCGCGCUGCCAAGCGGGGCACUAGACGCCGCCGCGGAAACGAUUCGGACUCCAGUAAUGGCAAGUCCGGAGGCAGUGGCUCUAGAUCCGGCUCUGGCUCGGGUUCCGGCUCAAGCAGCGACAACAGCAGCAGCUUCUCGGACUCGGACGAUGAACCAAUUUACAAGUUGCGCAAGCGUCGGCAGAUCAACGUGAGCUACCGGCUCAACGAGUACGACGAUCUUAUCAACUCGGCCUUGAAGAAAGAGAUGGACGAGGUGGCAGGAGCAGGGAAUCUGGGUCGCGGCAAGGACAUAUCCACCAUUAUUGAGGCGGACAAGGAAAAGGCACGACGAGACGAUGAUCCGCCCGCCGAGGGAGAGGUGGAUGAGAAGAAAACCGAUGAGAAGGCAGAGGAAAAGGCGAAAUCCAGCGGCAGUAGCCAUUCGUCGUCCGAGGACGAGGUACCCCUCAAGCGCAGCAAUAAGUUCAAACAACCUCCUGCCAAGAAGAAGCCCCGCAAACUAACCACCCUAGAUGUGAGCAGCGAGGAGGAUCACGGCAGCGAUGAGGACUUUAAAACGUCUAGUUAUUCGGACGAGGAUACUUCACAGUCGGGAUCCGGAGACUCCGACUCCAGUUUGGAGGUGUACAGGCGACCUGGUCGAGGGAAAAAACAGAGAAAGGCGGCCCGAAGAGCGGCGCGUGAGAGGCGCAAGGAUCGAAAGUUUGUGGUCGAGGGGAGCGACGAGAGCGAAGAGGAGGAUCAGAGGCGGCGCUCUACAAAGUCCAAGAAAAAGAAGAAGGAGGAUUCGGACUACACGGAAACCGAAACCGAAGAUGACGACGAUAAUGAACUGUCCGAAAACGUGGACAGUGCCGACUUGUGCGACGAUACCACAUCUGAAAGUGAGGAUGGCGCCUGGAAUCCUUCGUCCAAGAAGAAAAAAGCGGCGGCCGCUAAAAAGUCGAGCUCGGCAGCUGGCAUAGCCAGAAAGUCACCCAAGCUGAAGAAGCCAGCCGCCCAGUCGGCGAAGAAGGUCAAGCGACUAGAGUAUUCCGACGACGACAUCAGCGAGAGCGAUCUGGGAGAGGAGGAGGAUGAGGACGAGGAGGAUGGCGAGGGUGCGCCCUUGUCGGGAAAAGGAUCUGGCAAGCAGCCCCGUUCGCAGCCUCUGAAAUCGAGUGCAUCCGCAUCGCAGGCAGGCAAGGGAAAGGGAAAAGGGAAGGCCAAGAAGAAAAAGCCGCCAUCCUCCGAGGAAGAGGAUGGCGCCGCCUCCGACGAUCGCACUCGCACCCGUGGACGCCGGUACGCCUACAUCGAGGAUGACGACGACAGCUCUGAUGGUGGCAUCAAACCCGGCGUUCAUCGGCCCGACACGCCACCCGAGGAGCGUCAGAAGUUCAUCCAGCGACAGGAGGAGAUCAAGCGUAUGCUGGCAGAGAAGAAUGCAGAAGGCGCCAAGCUGGCAGCCACACCUCGUCUCACACCCAUAAAAUCGGGUGCCACUGUGCCGGAGAAGCGCACACCUGGCAAGACAGCUGGCGGGGAUUCACUUUCCACAGUGCCGCUCUCAGUGAUUCGGCAGGCCAAGGUGCUGGACAUCGAUUACCUGCAACGCAAGGGAGAGACCAUUGGCGAUCUGGACGACGUAGACGAGUCGGAGCUGGAUGAUGCUGAGCUGCCCGACGACUUGCCAGAGGACAUGGAAGACGCCAUAGCCCGAAUGGUCGAGGAGGAGGAGCAGUUUAGCGCGGCGGUGGCCGCCCGCGAGUUACCUGGAGCAGAAGAAGUUCUGCGCACUACACCCUCCAAGUCCAAGCAAUCCAGCAAGCCAACGCCCGAGGCGGCGCCAGCUGCGAGUGGCACUCCCGUUCCCAGUGCAUCUGGUUUGCAAGAGCCACACCGAAAGCGUCUUCCUAUGCCCACCAUGCAUCCGCCGCUAUUGCGCCAUCCGUUCCCCGGCCAUGGGCAUCCUUCGGCGUCCCUGCUGCCUCCACACCCACCUCACGGUAUGCAUCCAAUGCUGCAGCGCCAUUUGUCGCAGACUGUUCCCCCACCACAGGCCAUGCAUCUGCUGCAAAACGCCCUUUCCGCUCCACUUGGCCAGCCCCUGGGCUGCGGUAAUUAUCCUACCGGCCCCGGAUCUGCACAACACCUGCCUUUGGUAAUGUCUAUGCCAUCAGCUGCGGCGGCGGCGGCAGCAGCUCAUCUUAUGCAAUCAUCAGCCGCCUCGGCCGCAGUACGUCCACCCGAGACAGCAGCGGGGAAUGCUGCGCCUGAUUCCAAGCCAAGGGGCCGGCGGAAAAAGGUGACACCACUCCGGGAUCAGUUGCAGAAGCAACAAACUGCGGCGGCUGUAACGGCAGCCACAUCCUCAACUCCUCCGGGACCAGUGCCUCCGGAAAAGGCCAAGGGACAGCCACUCUUCAAGCCGCACGAGGAUGCUGCCGCCAGCCCGCCCAAUCCUCAAGCUUCUGUGAUCACACGGAUGCCGGCGCACCUGGCUCCGCCCCAUGGACGAAAUCACGGACCGCCCGGUGGCAUGUAUCCCAGCAGCGCGGAACUGGCUCGAUUCUACAGUCAAGUGGCUAGCCAGCAAACUAGCCCUGGCUCCCGUUCACCCUCAUCGCCGUCUGGACCUCCAAGACAUCUCUUGCGACCGCAGAUGCCGCCUGGUUUGCCUCCAGCCCACGCAGCCCUGCGACCCACCUAUGGACCACCGCCCCCACUGCGGGGAUCGGUGCCACCCACAUCCACUGCAAGCGGCGGAGCGUCCAAUUCAAGACCGCCUUACCUUCACGGAAGCGAGCAUCACGGCGGUCCGCCUGGCCCGUUGGGAGGAGUCUUCGGCUCCGGACCGCCACCAGCGAGGCAUGCGUCGCCUCAUCUGAACCCCUACAGAGCUCCCCCAAUUUAUGGCAAUCCCAACUACUCGCCCCGUAUCGGCGGACCUCCAGGUCCUGGUGGUAUGCGCCCUGGCUCUGUUGACUACGCGGCCGGAGCACGAGGAUAUUCCCCAUAUGGCUACUAUCCGCCGCCCCCACCGCUGACCACACCUUCUGCCCAUGCAGCACCCAGUUCGGUGAUUGUGAGUGCUCCGCCUACGGUGACGCCAACGAAUCACUCGGUGACCACUCUGACGCACGGAAAGGCCCUACCUCCAGCUCCUCCGACACAGUCUGUUGGCCCUCCACCCGCCGCAGCACCUCCACCAGCAUUACCCAGCGAAGCCGGUAGCCACAAGCCAUCAGUGUCCUCUGUGAUAACCAGCAAAAAGCUGACCACGCUGGAGGCGUACCCAAUUAGGAAAUCCCCGAUUGCUGCAGUGGGCGAGGAAUCCACAAGGUCGCCGGCUGCCAUCGCCGAGGAUGACUCGGGAUCGGCCCAUGACACCAGAGCUCCACCAUCCGCAGCGGGAGCACCUGCUGUGGGCGAGUUUAGCGGUUUGGUUAGCUACUUUAGCUCGCAACAGGAUGAUUAUGACACAUAACAAACGCCGACGGGCGCCUAAAAGAAUUUGUAUAUAUCGAUUUCUAGAGUUACUCAUUAUAUACAUAUUAGAAGUAGCAACCCUGGCAAUAAUUUAUCCUUAAAAGCUUUGCGUUUUAUUCAUACUGCAAGAAGAAACCUGACCCAAAUUCUCUAAAAAGUUGUCCAAAGAUACUUUUUAUGCCGCACUUGGCAAUCACUUGAUGUUUUACAAAAUAUUGAAUUUGUACGUUCGUCUGAUUUGUUUUUAUAACCGUAACGGCCCCCUUUUAAUUUAGUUCAGUUUCCUUUUUGUGCUGUUCUGGUUGGCUGACAUCAAACAUCAGCUACUUUUAGUAUUCUAAUGUUAGCUGUAUAUUUUUUGAGUUCUAACAGAAUAAGCGUAAGUUAUUAUGACACAUACCAUUAAUAUUAUAUGCAUAUAAAAGAAACUAAUGAUCAUAAAUAAAUAUAGUCAAUAAAUAUAUACUUAAUGAAAUGCAAAAGCUUGUCUGCGUAGACCUGUACACAAACUAUAGUUGGAGUUAAUUAAAUAAUUAAGCAAUUAAAACGAAAAUGGAGUGCAUAAUUCAAAAAAUAAGCAUACGUAACCAAUACAAUGUAAUGCAAAUGGUAUACUGAAAUCAAAGAUGGACAAGAACCUAAUGUUCAGAUUAAAACUAUAUAUCAUUAGACGCAACCAUUAAAA
Messenger RNA from Drosophila biarmipes, 9027 nucleotides. Its product is annotated as remodeling and spacing factor 1. The transcript is spliced from 8 exons. Gene Ontology annotation, cellular component: RSF complex. Bases 235 to 8340 code for a protein of 2701 amino acids. The record is from RefSeq and is a predicted model, not a curated record. Lineage: Eukaryota; Metazoa; Arthropoda; Insecta; Diptera; Drosophilidae. Gene Ontology annotation, biological process: regulation of DNA-templated transcription.